Penicillium olsonii is the source of this 978-nucleotide messenger RNA. The record is from the annotation of a GenBank genome assembly. Lineage: Eukaryota; Fungi; Ascomycota; Eurotiomycetes; Eurotiales; Aspergillaceae.
AUGCCGAACUUCCCCGGACUUCGAAAUCCACUUGCCAACUGGCCCCUCAACUUAGACACCACCACCACCUGGGCCGCCACCAUGCUCACCUCCGGCCUCACCAAUACACCUCUCACCAAAACACUCCUGAUCUACACGAUUGCCUCAGCCAUCGCCCUCUCCAUCUUCGACAUCAAAUACCUCGUCGUGAUCCAUGUCUCCCCUCACUUCUGGCCCUAUGGUCAAUUCUGGCGCGCCCUAGCAUGGCAAGUCGGCUUCGCAAACUCCACCGAAGCCCUCUUCGCAGCAAUGCUAGUCUACCACCUCCGUGUAGUCGAGCGCGCAUGGGGGAAGCGCAAGAUGGCGACUUUCCUCCUCACAACACUACCCUACACGACUCUUCUUCCGCCGCUAAUUCUCGCCCUUGUUCUUCGUCCUCUAUCCUUUAACACGCUGAACUAUCUUCCCUCCGGUCCGACAGCUAGCAUCUUCGCCCUGCUGGCGCAGUAUCACGCCACAAUCCCUUAUACGUUCAGGUAUCGCGUCGGAACCACUUCUAGAAGCGCGGAUGGGGAAGCAGAAGGGUCUGGCUCUGAUCAACCAGGAUCUAAGCCCCUCACGCCAAGUCUGAGUCUUCUUCUCUCGGACAAAUCGACUACCUAUAUUGUCGCUUCUCAAUUGGCGCUCUCUCAGUUUCCGGCUAUGCUGCUCCCGUCUGCGGUGGGCUGGAUCGUUGGUGUCGCUUGGCGUGCGGAGUUACUGCCUGGUCUGUCGAGCGUGAGCUCUGGGUUCCGGGUUCCGGCGUGGGUCGUUGGUGAGCAGGAGCGUCGGUCUGGACCGACGGGGUCGGGGGCUGAGAGGGAGAGAUACGAGGAUUUGAGGCGCAGGAUGGAGGGUGAGGUUGCUACGGCGUCUGGGUUGGAAGGGUCUGGACAGGCACAGAGACGGGGUACAGGGGAGGACAGUGGGCUUGUGGAUAGAUUGAGGGGUGCUUGGUAG